Cantharellus anzutake is the source of this 1191-nucleotide messenger RNA. Its product is annotated as Pam16-domain-containing protein. The transcript has 4 exons. The coding region runs from base 229 to 699 and encodes 156 amino acids. Gene Ontology annotation, cellular component: TIM23 mitochondrial import inner membrane translocase complex. The record is from RefSeq and is a predicted model, not a curated record. Lineage: Eukaryota; Fungi; Basidiomycota; Agaricomycetes; Cantharellales; Hydnaceae. Gene Ontology annotation, biological process: protein import into mitochondrial matrix.
CUUUUUACGUAAAAGUGACAAUCUAUCAUUAUUGUCGUUCCCAGGCUUACGCUUUUUAGUGCUCGACGAUUCCUUUGUCUUUAGUCUCGAAGGUGGUGAUGUAGAGCGCUUCCUCUUGCCCAUCUUGAAAGCAAAAGUCAAGAAGAACUUGGAGUGAGGCUAUGCAGCCACAAGCGUGGGAAUUAAUAUUUCUCCUUUAAUAUUUCCGUUCACCCUUCGUCAGCAAAAAUGUCAGCUCCAAAAAUACUCAUUCAAAUUGUCAUUGUUGGGGGCCGCAUAUUCGGCAAAGCACUUCUGGAAGCUGGACGUCAAGCGAUUAAAAAUGCAAAAUACCGACCGGCAGAAGUGAACCAAGCUACUGGCAUAGGGAAUGCUACUUCAGGCUCGAUUACUGACACUUUAUCCCGAGACCAUCGAAUGACAUUAGAUGAAGCACACCUCAUCCUGAAUCUUAAGAAGGGGGAGAGUAUGGAGAAGGUUUUACAGAAUUACGAACAUCUAUUCAAAGCAAACUCAGCACCACAGAUCGACCCCCCUCCAUCAAAGAACACUCCCCUUGUACACUCACACUACCUCCAAUCCAAAGUUGUACGUGCGAAAGAGCGAUUAGAAGCGGAGUACAAGCUUGCGUUGGAGGAACGGGCUGCGGACUCUCCACCGUCGACAACAUCGACAUCGACAUCGCAACCACCGUCAUAAGUAGCCGCGACUUGAGCCUUUUCGCAGCACCACCUGAGUCCCUUGGUCAUUCUGUAGGACUGACUGCUGGGGCGAGAUGCAAUAGAGAGCCAUCUGCACACAUACAUUCAUAUGUAUUUUCUAAUAUCCCAGUUAUCGCCAUCUUCAUACACUGCAGUCACCUGGGAGAGGCGUUUGGAAGCUUGAGACUUAAUGGUCGCACGACUAAAACGACUCUAAUAAUUUGCGAUCGGUCUUCGAAAGCAAUAACCGAUAUUGGGUGUGCGAAAAUGGAACAACUACGCAGAAAGCACGGGUUGGAAGAUCCAUGGUGCAGGAAUACGCGCAGAGGAGGCGUCAAGAUUUCUUCCGUUUGUUCCACUGAUGGCCUUGUGUGCGUACGGAAUUGCACUGCAAUAUUGUAGUCGGUUAGAACCUGGGUGUAUAUAACCAGUGUGCCUUGUCUUUGCAUCUUCUAGACUCCAGACAGUGCACACAAGCUCCGUAAAAGUG